CUCGCUCUUCUCCCGUCUCCCCACGACCAGCUGCCCGCUGCGCGGCUGGACGGCGGCGCUGUUUAGCUUAGCUUAGCAUUAGCUGACAGUCACUGUCGACCCGGCCCGAGGAAGCGGUUCCCGUGCGCUCGUGUUGAGGCUGCUCGAUUGUGUGUGUGUUUUAUUAAAGACGAAGGUUCACUAAUUGGCAAAUGAACGCCUUUUUAUAUCACGUUAGCUCGCGUUAGCGACGUGUUUUGGUUUAUUUUGCUAGCUGCCUGGCUAGUUAGUUAGCUGUCUGUUAGCUGGCCGCCUCGCACGAAUAUCUCGUCCGUGACAAAACUGUGAGAGAGGUUUUGUGAGCUGGUCUGGGGAGGAACUGACAGAAUAGAUGUGAACGGCAGCAUGAGUGUGAAGGCUUUCGAGCUGGUCUCCGCCGUGGAGCGGGAGCAGUUGAUGGGCGAGAAGGUGCGCAUCACCAUCGAGUGCAUCGAAUGCUGCGGGCAGCACCUGUAUGUGGGCACCAACGACUGCUUCAUCUAUCACUUCCUGUUGGAGGAGCGCACCACGACCAAAGGCAGGCUGGCCUACAGCAGCCAGAAACUCCUCCAGAAGUAUCUGGGUCUGAAAAAGCCUGUGGCCGAGCUCAAGGCCGCCUCGGCUUUGGAGCGCCUCAUCGUCCUGUGUGAUGCCACCAUCGCUUUAGUGGACAUGGUCACUCUAGAGCCCGUACCCUCCGGCGGGGCCAAACUGAAAGGUGUGACCGCGUUCUGUAUCAAUGAGAACCCGGUAACUGCCGACCCGUUCUGCGCGGAGAUGGCGGUGGUGUCUGCGCGACGGCGGGCGGUCCAGAUCUGCACCGUGCAUGAGGACCGUGUCCAGAUGCUGAAGGAGGUGGCCACACCUGAGCAGCCCUGCACCCUCAGUGUGGAUGGCUACUUCCUGUGUCUGGCUCUGCCCACGCAGUACAUGAUCCUCAACUACAGUACGGGUGCCUCGCAGGACCUUUUCCCCUACGACAGCGAGGAGAGGAAGCCCAUCGUCAAGAGGAUCGGCAGGGAGGAGUUUCUACUGGCUGCGCCGGGUGGGCUUGGGAUGUUUGCUAGCGCGGAGGGCAUAUCCCAGCGUGCCCCGGUGAGCUGGUCGGAGAGCGUGAUCGGGGCAGCUGUUUGCUUCCCGUACGUGGUGGCGUUGGACGAAGGUUUCGUGACGGUUCACAGCAUGUUGGAUCAGCAGCUGAAACAGACACUCUCCUUCAGAGAAGGACACAUCCUGCAGGACUUUGAAGGGAAGGUGGUGUUGGCCUCCACAAAGGCAGUGUACGUGCUGGUGCCCCUGCCUCUGGAACAACAGAUCCAGGACCUGUUAGCAGGACAUCGAGUGGAGGAGGCGCUGACCCUCACAGAGGGUGCCCAGAGAAACAUUCCCAAAGACAAGUUCCAGAUUUUGCACAAGCGAAUUCUCCAGCAAGCAGGAUUCAUCCAGUUUGGACAGCUUCAGUUUUCAGAAGCAAAAGAGCAUUUUAGGAAGGGACAGCUGGACGUGAGAGAGCUGAUCUCCCUGUACCCGCUGCUCCUGCCCGCCUCGUCCUCCUUCACACGGUGCCACCCUCCGCUUCACGAAUUCGCUGACCUCAACCACCUGGCACAGGGUGACCAGGAGAAGGUGCAGCGCUGCAAGCGCUUCCUCAUCAGCUACCUGCGUGAGGUGCGCAGCAGCGAGAGUGCCAAUGGCUUCCGUGAGGACGUGGACACGGCGCUACUGAAGCUCUAUGCUGAAAUAGGUCAUGAGAGCCUGUUGGACCUGCUGGCGUCUGACAACGCUUGCCUGCUGGCUGACAGUGCUCCUUGGCUGGAGAAACACAAUAGGUACUUUGCACUCGGGCUGCUGUAUCACUACAAUGGCCAGGAUUCUUCUGCUCUACAGAUGUGGGUUCGAGUUGUUAACGGCGACCUCCAGGACUCCACGCGUGCCGAUCUCUUUGAGUAUGUGGUGGACUUCCUCAGUUUCUGCUCUAACCUGGACCUAGUAUGGAAGUACGCUGACUGGGCUCUGCAGAAAGACCAGAAGAUUGGAGUCCAGAUCUUCACUAAGAGACCGAUCUCAAAAGAGACGACGGGGCAGCUGAAUCCAGAUGAGGUGAUAAAGUACCUAGAAAAGCACCAUCAGGCUCUAGUGCUCUACCUGGAACACCUGGUUCUGGAGAGGAGACUGCAGAAAGAGAAAUACCACACACACCUGGCUGUGCUGUAUGCAGACCGCGUGUUGGGUCUCCUCUCUCGACCCUCAGCCACAGUGGAGCAGCUGUCCUCUGCCCGUGAGAAACUGCAGCGAUUGCUGAGAGAGUCCAGCCUAUACAGGGUGCAGCUGCUGCUUGGUAAGCUCCAGGAAUCAGAGGUGCUGUUAACGGAGAGAGCGACGCUGCACGGCAAGCUGGAGGAGCACGACAAGGCUCUGCACAUUUUGGUGCACCAGCUGAAAAAUUCCACAGCCGCAGAGGACUACUGCACCUGGGCCUCAGAAGACCAUGACCCAGCCCACCGCCAGAAGCUUUUCCACCAGCUGCUGAGCGUAUAUUUGGACCCAGAUGUGCCAGGCGGGGCACAGACCAUGGAGGCUGUGGACUUGCUCAACCGCCACGCUGAUGUUUUUGAUGCCGUGCAGGUUUUGGAACUCCUUCCGGAGGCGUGGUCUCUAACAUUGCUCCGUCCUUUCCUGUGCGGGGCACUGAGGGCCAAUAUACAUGCCCGCCGCACUUCCCAGGUUGCACUGGGGCUGGCCCGAGCUGAGAACCUGCAGCUACACCAUGACAGGCUAAAGUAUCGGGGCGGCCCAGUCUUUGUGUCGGAAAAGAGGGGAUGCCAGCUGUGCCACAACACUUUCAGGGAGCCUGACUGUGUUUGCCUGCCGGGCGGGACACCCAUCCACACUCACUGUGCUGCUCAGAGGCUUCAGGACUCCCCCACGAAGCGCCGGCUAGACCACGGACACACCAGCAACCACACAUGAACCAAGCAGGACAUGGGCAUCAGUGUAGGGUCAUCUAUUGCUGAUCCCAGGCGUGGACAGCUGAGAACGUAUGGCUGGAGACAGGCAGAGGGACAAGUGCACAGAUAACUUAUCUUGAGUAAGAGUACACAGCUCAGGACCCGUGCAACACACCACUUUAGAGGUGGUUGUGUAUCUCUGUAAGAGGAGGAGAGAGUGAGUGAAUGCGUGGGAGGGUGUAUGAGAUGGUGUUUGUUUGCGCCCCCCGUGUCUGUUCACAACACUGAUUAUGUUUAACUGGUUAACGUAACAAUAUAACCAUCGUCGUAUCUGAUGUAACCACGUAAGCAUCAGUUGUUGGCUUGGACACUGUCACACAGGGCUGCACGGUAUGGACAUAAAAUAUGAUGUUCAGUAAAAGCUGUUGGAUAUCACAGCAAUAAUUUGUGAUAAAAUCAGUGGCAGAAACAGAUUUUUUUUCUCAAGUGGGUCAUCACAUCUACCAAAAAUUUAACGUGUGGUAACAAGUAAAUUAACUAGUUUUAUUGAAGUGAAAAAUCUGUUGAUUGAAAGGAUCGUUAAUUUAAAGUACGAAUAAAACUAGUUAAUCUAUGUGUUACGACGUGAAGUAAUUUUUUAGGUAAAUCUGUUGAGCAGCUUUUUACAUUAUAGCUCAUCCAACCUCUCCUAUAAGCAAAUGUCAAAAUGCAUAACUAUAAAAGCACCAUUCACUAUUAGGCAAAAUAAAUACUCAUAGCUACUUGCAUCAGAACUGUAAGCACAAUUUUCUGCACUGUAAGGCUGAAAAACAGAUUUCCCUGAACAGCUUUUACUAUAACAUUUUUUAAUUUUAUAUAUAGGCCUAAAGAAAAGGAAUAAAGAUAUUUCUUAAAAAGCUCCUUAUGAUGAUGCAGGUUUGUUGUGACAGUAGCCAUUACUGCUUCACAUGUUUUACACACAAACCUUGCAACUAACAGUGUAUCCCAAUUCAGGGGCUGUCCGGUCUAUGGAGGCGUGUCCUUCGAAGGCUGCCUAGACUCGCUGAGGCUGGACCGAAAUGAGAUGGUCUGCCGUACGGCUAAUUUCCUGUUUGUGUCACAGCACCGCUGUUCCCGCCCGUUCACUUCUCCACUGACGCCACCAUGUUCUCAAAUCCUUGCCGCCACGCACUGAACCUCGGGAUAUGUUGGAUGGCGAAGGAUCCGCCCGUUGGGUCCUUUGUUGCUGUGGAACAGAAGGGCACAUUUCUCUGCCGCAUAUGAAGGAGCCUGCGAAAUGGGACAGCCUAGUCGUGCCGCUGUGAUGCAAUCGGCCUUCAGGUGCAGUCUCCAAAGGACGCAGCGCUGAAUUGGGGCACGCUGUAAGAGUAGCUGAGGUAGUUCAGGAGGGAGCUGUGCGCAUGUCAAAUUGGGGACCUUCCUGGCCAAAGUACUGUGGAGAUCAGCGUUCACCCUCAUCUAACUCUCUGAAUUCAGUUCAUGAAGGCCUUGCUAAUUAGCUGCUGAGCUGAAUCAGGUGUGUUUAAUGAGACCGCAUGUAGAUGUGUGCAGUGUUUUGGCCUGUAAGUACUGGAGCCUGACACAGUCAUCUGAUAUGAUGGAGUGUGAAGAUGUAAUUGGCUGUUUACCUAAAUUGUUCAUUGCUCUCAAUGCUGGAGUGUUCAAGUCCAGCACACAAAAGGCUGUAAUGCUACGUUCCAUCAGUCUAAUUACGCCACUCUGGCGCCGGCACCUUCAUCACAGCCCUCAUCGACGUGUGUAACGUAUAACUUCUAUCGCGAUACGAUAAUAAUAUGACUUGCCGUGCUGCCCUGCUGUCACAGUGCUUGACGUAGUACAACACCGUGUCAUGCCAGUUCAUCGCACUUCAGUGGUUGGUGUCUCAAAUGGUUUCAUACAAGUAAAAGCAAUUCUUUGACUCAAAAGGGUCUGUAUAUGCUGUAAGCGAAGUGCUUUGCUGUAUGGUUUUCAUACACGUAACACCAAAGUUGCUCUUCCUCUUUGCGUCCGUAGGGAAACAGGCAUGUAUUUGAGUAAUACAGAUUGUUCAGGCACCGUAUUUCUGUAUAAACAGAAACUGCUUUCUUGCACAUCUAUACAACAUUUAGUGAAAUUUGGGUAAAAGGGAAUUAGAGAAAAUGUUCAUGUGUCAAGAACAAUGACUGAUUGAACCCCAGUCAUACAGAUAAAUGCUAAGCAAGAAAACAUUAUUAAACAUCCCUUAAACAUCCUUUAAACUCUCCUGCCCUGAGGGGACAGUGGCAGUGAUUUAAUUCUGCUUUUUUAACAGUCACAGGGCUGCUGUUGUCAUGAAAGUGGCUGGACUGAAACCGCGCUGUCCGAAAGUUUCUGUUGCCCGUUUACCGUUGACGCCUGGUUGAUCCCCCUCGUGCAUGUGGUCGAGUCGGAGUUUCCUUGUGUCUUAUGAAUGCUAAGCUGUGACUAAUUUUGAUCAAAAACGAAUUAUUUUUCUUACUGAAGCAUUGUGAUUUUUAGGAGUAGCAAAGGUCUCGGCGAGAUAACGACGCGCCACCUGAUACUUGAACGCGUUUUCGGAAAUGAUCGCAUAUGUGUGUAGCUUGUGGAAAGCAUGAAGCAGCGCCAGAGUCCCAGGAUGGAGCCGCUGGAGAAGGUUCUCGCUAUGAAAUCUCAAGCACAGAAUAAACACUGCCUACAAAUCUAAUACUAAACUGACCGGAGAUGGUCCAGGAAACGGUGGAGUUGUCCACCAGCUAAGGAAAAGAUGAGGCUUACAGACUGUUCCAGAACCAGCUCUACACCAGAAGAGAAGAGCCCGGUUGAGAAUAUUUUAUUGGAUGUAAGCAUCUGCAGAUCUAACUAUACAAGAAUGAAGUGAACCGUCAUGCAUAAAAUGGACAAAAAUAGUUUGUGCACAGCAACAAAAAGGGACAAUUAAAAUCAAACCUUCAGAUCUGUUAUUUUCUAUUCCAGCUUAUGUGCGCUGUGAGGAUUUUGUUUAUUUGUGAAAUGAGUGCCUGGGGUCUUUCUCACGAAGCAGGGCUUCUUGCUUUGCCAGCUACCUGUUAAGCUCAGCUCCAUCUCACCCAGAACUUUCCGUGACGAUUUAUUACUUCUACUUUUGUUUUUUUUAAUGGGAUGAAUUACUUGUGGCACACCUAACCUCCAGGCCAAGCCAAGUUCAGGAUUUCAGAUAACAAAAUAGCUCUUAGACCAAUCAGGCACAGCCUUCUGACGGAGACGGACCCCUCUUCUCCACUUCUUUUCUUUUCCCUCUGCUGUGUUUCUGGCAUUAAUCACAUGGAAAAUUGAAAAUAUAAACCAUACUACAUAAAUAAGAAUAUUGCUGCUGUUGGAAGAAAACCUUGUAUCUCCAGAAUGGUAACUUCUACAGGAGAAGGAAAAAACCUUUUCUGUUUUUGAUGCAGGUCAAUGGAACCAGACGAAGUCAUUUUGGGCUGUUUCAUUCGGUCCAUUCAUCAUGAAAUUUACACACAGCAUAAAGGGCAACAGACGUUUUCAAAUUAAGUCAAAAACUGAACAAUGUUGAAAAAUCUCAGAAAUUGAGAUGUGAGAUGUUUUCUUCCCCAGCAGUGAUAACAGUUAAGACUCCAAUAAGCACCAAUGCUGUGUUGACAGCUGUUGUUAAGUGCUUUCCUUUCUUCAGAUUGACAUACAGUGCUCAGAAGUAGUUUUAGGACGCUUCCAUCAUCAUUUAUUUUUAUCAUUAUUAAAUCUGUUAAUGCAUUGUGGAAAUUGUGGAAAGUCCGCCCCCCCCAUUUUACUUCAAAGCAGAUGUUGGGACAUUAAUCCAAAUGCACACGAUUCAACCCAGAGAUCUUAAUCAGAUCAUCCAACACACCGGCCUUUUAUGUUUGUCACAUUCUGAAGGAUAUCGUGUUCAAUUAAUGCGACAAAUCUCUUGGUGAUAAAAUGUCUGUUGGGAAAAAUUACAGAUGCACAAUUAAGAGGGAAAAAUGUACUGAAGACAAGAAGAUUCACUACGUGGUCGAAAGCCUGCCAGGCUCUCACCAUCCAAAACAAAACAUCUCACAAGCCUGGUUGACCAGGUGUUGUGCAAACUGGGCAGUUCAUGCCUAAAAGACUUUCACGGGUCAUCCAAAUGAAGAGCGACAAAAUACUAACCCAAGUUAAAUACUACACACUGACCUACAUAAAGGAAAGAGACACUAAUGUUUCAGUACUUCUUCUAGCCUUAUUGAUUAUCGGGAAUCUAAGUUUUAGUUAGUAAACCUGGCUGUUAUUGUUGGUUUGUAAUAGAUAUGAAAUGAUUAAAUUAAAGUAGUACAUAAACGACCCCCCCCCCCCCUUGACUUUACAACUCGUAUGAUGGGCUGGUCUUAAUAUGAUGGGCUGGUCUUAAGGAUUAAUCAGAGUAUUUAAACCUAGGAUAACAGUUGGAUCGUGCUUCGUGAGACAGACCCCUCGUUUCUCCAAAGCAGUGUUAUGAUCACUUUAAGCGUCGGAGUGAACGUCAGUAGACAUCUGGCUCCACCCUCUUAUGGCGAUCGUCAUGUCUGUGAUGUUUUUGAUUAUCCAGGCCCUGAAUGUUUCAUCUGGACUUACCAAGCAGCUUUUAUCCCAGUCAUACAUAUCUCCACGUGGCUUGCCCUUUACCUAGGGACAACGUCCAACCGCAACCCUCUGCCCACUACUGGUCUUUCUGUCCACUCAAGUAUUUUAUAAGUGCAUAUAUACCCGUGUGUACAUACUGUAUUUAUAAAUGUUUGUUGCUUUGUAAAUCAAUGCCUGUGUAGGUGGAAUGUACAAAAUGUAAAGACGUCCAUUUUAAUAAACAUGACUAUGCUUACA
Molecule: messenger RNA, 7778 nt
Organism: Pygocentrus nattereri (red-bellied piranha)
Lineage: Eukaryota; Metazoa; Chordata; Actinopteri; Characiformes; Serrasalmidae
Gene: tgfbrap1
Product: transforming growth factor, beta receptor associated protein 1
Exons: 12
Coding region: 385-2988 (867 amino acids)
Biological process (GO): endosomal vesicle fusion; vesicle-mediated transport; autophagy
Cellular component (GO): cytoplasm; membrane
Source: RefSeq, a predicted model, not a curated record